Messenger RNA from Rangifer tarandus platyrhynchus (Svalbard reindeer), 1209 nucleotides. The record is from the annotation of a GenBank genome assembly. Lineage: Eukaryota; Metazoa; Chordata; Mammalia; Artiodactyla; Cervidae.
AUGAUCUGGGCCCCCAGUGGCUCCGAUCCUUACUCUGAUUGGCUGCCCCCAUUCCCAGGUGAGGCCGGCACCCACACAUCAGCGGCCACGCCCGUCACGGCUGUGGUCCCUCCUCCUGGGUCCUGCUCGUCGUCUCCGGUCCAUCGGCUCGGAGCUGCUGGCCUGACCCCGCCCCGGCACAGCCGUGACCAUGUUUCCAAAAUGUGGCAGCUCUUGGCCACCCUCAGCUGCCUGCUGGUGCUGACCAGUGCCCGGAGCAAUGUGCAUUUCCCUCCUCUGUCCGAUGAGCUGGUCAACUUUGUUAACAAGCAAAACACCACUUGGAAGGCCGGACACAACUUCUACAACGUGGACCUGAGCUACGUGAAGAAGCUGUGUGGCACCAUCCUGGGCGGGCCCAAGCUGCCCCAGAGAGAUGCAUUUGCUGCGGAUGUGGUUCUGCCUGAAAGCUUCGAUGCCCGGGAACAGUGGCCAAACUGCCCGACCAUCAAAGAGAUCAGAGACCAGGGAUCCUGUGGCUCCUGCUGGGCGUUUGGGGCUGUGGAAGCCAUUUCUGACCGGAUCUGCAUCCACAGCAAUGGGCGUGUUAACGUGGAGGUGUCUGCUGAGGACAUGCUGACCUGCUGUGGUCUCGAGUGUGGAGAAGGCUGUAACGGCGGCUUCCCCUCUGGAGCCUGGAACUUCUGGACAAAGAAAGGCUUAGUGUCCGGGGGCCUCUAUAACUCCCAUAUAGGCUGCAGACCGUACUCCAUCCCUCCUUGUGAGCACCACGUGAAUGGCUCCCGGCCCCCGUGCACCGGUGAGGGGGACACCCCCAAGUGCAGCAAGACCUGUGAGCCUGGCUACAGCACGUCCUACAAAGAAGACAAGCAUUUUGGAUGCAGUUCCUACAGUGUCUCCAGCAGCGAGAAGGAGAUCAUGGCAGAGAUCUACAAGAAUGGCCCAGUCGAGGGGGCCUUCUCUGUGUACUCGGACUUCCUGCUGUACAAGUCUGGGGUGUACCAGCACGUCACCGGAGAGAUGAUGGGAGGCCACGCCAUCCGCAUUCUGGGCUGGGGAGUGGAGGACGGCACCCCCUACUGGCUGGUCGGCAACUCCUGGAACACUGAUUGGGGUGACAAUGGCUUCUUCAAAAUCCUCAGAGGACAGGACCACUGUGGAAUCGAGUCGGAAAUCGUGGCUGGAAUGCCGUGUACUCAUCGGUACUAG